Molecule: messenger RNA, 3283 nt
Organism: Fusarium oxysporum Fo47
Lineage: Eukaryota; Fungi; Ascomycota; Sordariomycetes; Hypocreales; Nectriaceae
Product: ankyrin repeat domain-containing protein
Exons: 2
Coding region: 27-3281 (1084 amino acids)
Molecular function (GO): protein binding
Source: RefSeq, a predicted model, not a curated record
AUCAAUAUUUCCCUUGAUUUAUUCUAAUGAUCAUGAAUGACACAACUGGCAUCACCACUGCCGCUGCCCGACUUGUUGGAAUAACAGACGAAGCAGUACGAUUCUUCCAACAACUUGACCAUACUACGAACUCUGUUGCAAAACGUGUACAGCAGCUGGAGGCCUUUUCAAGAUUAGCCAAGGAGAUAGAGCUGAAACCUUCAGCUAAUGAUCACGAUGACGAAGAACAACUCGGUCUGACCAAACAGGUCUUACUUUACUGCUACAAACUCAUCAGCAGAAUUCUCUCUCAGCUUGAAUGGGUUGAUAAUGGGGGCAGACACGCUUCUACUCAGCAAGGACUACUUGGGGUCUACGCUGAGCUGAACAAUUGGGAAGUUAAGGAUCCUUUUGAAGAUCUGCAUAGGGAGCAGCUAUGUCUCGUAGCUUUUCGAAAAUCAAGGUUUAGACCACUCUCUUGGGCUUCAGAGUCUGACAGUCAUCCUUUACUAUAUUCUCACACUUUUAAAGCUCGCGAGCUGGAUUUCUUGAAUUUGUUGUUCGUCACAGACCCUAGAGAAGACCACGCAUCACUCGAGUCAAGCAGAGGAGCCAUUGUCAAAAGAACAUGUACUUGGAUUACUGAAACAUCUGAAUACCGAUCAUGGCUCUCAGGCUCUGGUGACCGCAGGGGUCUUUUGAUCCAGGGAGGCGAAGGUCACGGCAAGACUAUGUUGACGAUGUACCUAACCAAGCAACUGGAGCAGCUCGCUGCAUGCAUGUCAACCGACACAGUCUUAUACUUCUUCUGCAACCAUGGAAACAUCAACGCCAAUUCUGCCACGACUGUUCUUCGUGGACUGAUUUGGCAGCUUUGCAGGUUACGCCCAGACCUUUUGCAUCACGGGCUAAAGAGAGCUGUGUCGGUCGACGAAGGGAGAAUCGCGUUGGCAACCAAUUCGGUUGAGACUCUUUGGCAGAUAUUCAGCGCAAUGAUCCAGGAUCCUACCACGGGUACCGUCACAUGUGCUAUUGAUGGGCUUGAUGAAUGCGAUGAGUCGUCGAUCAAAACACUGGCGGAGAGGUUCUCGGAAUUGCUAUCUUCAACGAAUCAAGGUCGUCGAAACUUCCGGAUCCUUCUGACUAGCCGCCACCCAUGCCAGCAAGACAACUUUUCUACUGAGUUCUCAGUAAUAUGCCUAGACUCAGAUGCACACAAGCACAACGUUCAAGAUGUACAGCGAUUGAUCAAUUCUCAUGUUUCGAAUAUCGCACAUGAGCAUAACUGGUCUCGAGACUUCCAAGAACAGAUGAACAAGAGCCUCACAAAAAGGGCUGGUGGCUCGUUCCUCUGGGCGAGCUUAGCUGUUUCUGGACUUAAAGGGCAAGAUGAAGGUUCUGCAGCAAAGUAUCUUAACGAUCUUGCUGGAGACAACAACGCCAUCUACGAAAGAUCUCUCCUGGCCAUUCCACUAGAGUGUCGCCAAAAAGUACGGUCACUCUUGACUUGGGCGGCCCUAGCAUAUUAUCCCCUGAGCCUUGGGGAAUUAAGCACUCUUACCAGCGAUGAAUUUUCAACGCCAGAGGCUGCUUUUAUAAACCUGAAAGCUUGUUUGGGUUACUGCAGAACUCUUCUUACGACCAAGACCGAGAUAAGAAGAUUUGGCUCUGGAUAUGAAACCAUAGAAACCAUUCAGUUCUCCCACCGAUCAGUCAAAGAUCACCUGCUUCAACCUUAUGUUCUACGAACCGCAACCGACACCGAUGCUGACCUUGACUUCUUUCAAAUUAUCCCGGAUAACGGCCAUGAGAUUCUCGCUUCUCGCUGUUUGGAAAUUAUGGAGAAAGGACUUGAAGUAGAGGCUGAAAGGGAGAGUCCCGUUGAGUAUGCUCAUGUAUUACCUUAUGCCUCAAGGUUUUGGUUCAGACAUCUCCGAGAAUGUCCCGAAAAGCUUUGCAAUGAGACCUUGGAAAAAAGAGCGUUAAAUUUCCUAACGCGAAACCAUGAAAAUCGUAGACUCUGGUUUUCUUACCUCUCAAACCUGAGACACGGGCGAGAAGAUAUUCCCUCGACGGCAUCCGAGCAUCACGACACGAUUGGGGGACUUGAAGAGAUCAAUGGCAGUGAUGUUAUAUUCUUUGAACACCCAAAGGAUACAACUUCGGCAACUCAGCUCCAGGCCCUCCAAUUGGCAUGUCUGCUUGGUAUUACUGCCAUAGUUAGAAAGAUUCUUGCUAGCACAAGCUUGUUCACCUGUAUACGGCAAGCCAAUAUUCGCCCGCUUCACAGUUAUUCUCGAACAAGACCAAGGAGUGAGGAUCGAUUGAUGAAAGUCCAAAGAGGUGGAAUAUUACAACUAAGCACAGCGGAGAUCGUGGCAAUGACACCUAUUGAACUUGCGGUCCUCGGCGGUCACCACAAAGUCGCUUCGCUAUUGCUCGACCGCUAUCCUCGACGGAGCAUAUGGCAAGAUUCGUCAUUUGCUUUGGCUACUGCUGUUAGUCGCUGUGAUGAGAAUAUGGUCAGGUUACUGGUAGAGGGUGGUGCCCCAAGGAUCAGAGCCUCUCGACAGCUAGAAGGACCUAUCUGCACUGCUGUGGUCAAUCGAAGGCUUGAUGUGGUCAAGUUUCUUUGUUUCUCUGAAGCCGAGAUCUGGGCGCAACCGAAUUCCAAGUUAGGUGAAGUAACACAAGCUUUACUGUGUCUUUCCAGUGAUGCCGAUUCAAGCUCACUCGAUGGAACGGUCUUCAUCCAGUAUGCAAAGGUUUUACUUUGCGGAGGUGCAUCUCCAGAUGGCUUCAACCUGUAUGGAGAAAACCGUGGCUUGAGAUACUGGAAACGAGCCGUUAUGGAAUAUCUACACAGACAUGGCAUCACCCUGCAGAGUUUGGGACCAUAUCCCAACAGAGAGACCCCUCUGAUGGUAUUCGUCUCUUCAUUAGGUAUAAGCAGCUCACUGUCUGAACCAGUGGAGGCUGUUCAGUUCCUCUUGGGCUCUGGAGCAUCUAUCAACCAAACAGAUCUGAAAGGUUGGAGCGCAUUGCAUCACGUCGCCAACCAAAUUGCUCUGGGUAGAGCGAAGAAAAGUUACGAAGCUACAGAUGAUGCAGAAGAGUAUCAACUUUACAAAAUCGCGAAUCUUCUUAUUGCAGCUGGAAUCGAUCAAGAGAUGGAAGACAGAGAGAAGCGCAGAGCCGCUGAUAUCCUGCGCGUGGUGGGAGCGCCGAUUUGGAAUAGAAAUAUCUCGGAGUACGAAUCAUUUUUGAGAAGGGAGCCACUAAGUAGAAUGUCACUUACAUAGAC